GGGGCGUAAAGAUUUUUACUACAGGUGCCACAGACUUGUCUUUGCUUGGGUUGGAAUAAGGGCCACGGGACAGACCACACGGGAACUAUGGUCGUUGUUGCCCAGAAACCAUGAUGAGCAAUAGCACCAACAACAGCAAUAGCAAUAGCAAUAGCAGCCACAGAGAAGACGAUCGAAAGGAGUCUAAUUCUACUCUCACAGGCGUCGAUUCCAGAUUCAACCAAACUCUUCGAAAUGUUCAAGGGCUGCUUAAAGGUCGCAGUUUUCCUGGGAAGGUAUUGAUAACACGUAGGUCAGACCCAAUAAGUGACUCGGGUUUAUACUCUCCAGAUAUUGACAGGAGUUUCUCAGACAAAGAUGCUGGAACAAGUGAACAGCUAGACGACUCUGUUGAGGAUGAAAUCCAAAGUAAUAGUAAAACAAAUUCUAGUUCAACCAAGUCAAGAUCAUUAACCAUAAACACUGAGAGUACUUCCAAAGAGUCUCAGAAGUCUACAAUGGGUGCUAGAGCUACCGAUUCUGCAAGGCUUACGAAGUUCACAAAAGCAUUGUCUGGUCCAACUGUCAUCUUAGACAAAAUGCGUGAGUUAGCUUGGAGCGGUGUCCCGUCGUAUCUGCGUCCGACUGUGUGGAGGCUUCUUUUGGGAUAUGCACCCCCUAAUUCAGAUAGGAGGGAGGGAGUUUUGAGAAGAAAGCGCGUUGAGUAUCUUGAUUGUGUUGCUCAGUAUUAUGACGUUCCAGAUACUGAGCGUACAGAUGAGGAGGUAACCAUGCUUCGCCAGAUUGCUGUUGAUUGUCCUAGAACUGUACCUGAUGUCUCCUUCUUUCAGCAAGCAGAGGUUCAGAAAUCCUUGGAGCGCAUACUCUAUACAUG
This is a messenger RNA of Camellia sinensis, 874 nucleotides long. NCBI's taxonomy places the organism in Eukaryota, Viridiplantae, Streptophyta, Magnoliopsida, Ericales, Theaceae. The record is from RefSeq and is a predicted model, not a curated record.